CGACUGCUCCAAUCGUGGCAAAGUCCUCAUUUCCUUGUUGCUGUUGUUCUUCCUCUUCGUAGACAUCGAAUUGGUUGGCGUAUUGGCGAUUGGGACGUCGGUCGUUCCGUCUGUCGUUGGCUCGUGCUCGGGUGUUGUUCAUAAUGACGUCGCCAUCCUUAUCUCGUCGUUCUGUAGGGCGCCAUGUUUGCUGCUGCUGCCCUCCUCCCUGCUGCUGUCCGCCAGUGUGCCAGGUGCGCUGAGAGGAUUGGGCAUAAGUGGAUGAGGCAGGUCGCCAGUAGUUGCUGCUCUGUCUGUUGGUGUUGCUCGGCUGGUUCCUCCAUCCAUUGCCAUUGUUCCUGUUGGUGUUGUUGUAUCUGUUGUCAGGUCGUCUGUCAGUCCAUCCCUUCCUCUCAUCAUCAUGCUGACUACGCUGGUCUUGACGGUCAUGUUGUCUUCCGGAUGGACGGCCCCUCUGCUGAUGUUGACGGUCUCGUUGCUCUCUUCGCAGCUGUUUCAUGCGGUCAUUCGCGUUACGAAGAGCUUCUUCAAAUUGCGGCCACGUCAGUGCUUCUCCACGAUACGCGCGGGAUGCUGACUCAUGCGCCAUGGUUGCCUUGAACAUGUCGAAUCUCUCAGGCAAUGCCGAUAGCAUGACGGCGAUCAUCGUCUCGUCUGGCACUGUUGAUCCGACUUCAUGAAGGCGGCUGACGAGAUAGCUGAAGUCGCCAAGGGCGUCGUCAAGAUCGUCCUUGAUCAUCUUCCAGCUGAAGAAUCGCUGCAAGAGCUCGUGCUUGCAUACGAUACGAUCAGGUAUGAACCGCUUCCGCAGUUCUAGAUACGCCCAUGCACCAUUCUCGCCGUGCUUCUGGUAUGCUUCUUGAAUCAGUCGCUUGGCCUUGUCUGCUGUCUGCAGGGCGAGGAAGCCGAACAGCCAUCGGAGGUUCUUGGCGUUGGAGCUCUCCUGCUCAAUCAGGAUUGGCUGUCCCUGCUGGUUCACCACGGGCUGAUUAUUGCCAUCCAUCUGUGGCACCGCUAUCUUCAUCGGCGGGACGUCCUCAUCCUUAGUAGGUAGAUAGACUUUCACAUCCAUCUCUCUUGCUGCCAAGUAGGCUCUGAGAGUAAAGUCCCAUUCACGCCACUUGAUGUCGUUCUCGCCACUCCUGCCGGUAAAGACGGGGAAGGUGGCCUUUGUCUCGAGAUUGAGUGUCAU
This is a messenger RNA of Vitrella brassicaformis, 1192 nucleotides long. Lineage: Eukaryota; Vitrellaceae. The record is from the annotation of a GenBank genome assembly.